Messenger RNA from Fraxinus pennsylvanica, 861 nucleotides. Lineage: Eukaryota; Viridiplantae; Streptophyta; Magnoliopsida; Lamiales; Oleaceae. The record is from the annotation of a GenBank genome assembly.
AUGGAAGCCCUGAGAGCCUCGUACGGAGAAACAUCAUCCGACUCCGAAACUGAUUCAGUCCCGACCAACUUACCCGAAUCGAAUAAAUCAUCAUCUACUCUCCCGCUACCCCCUCUUGAUCUCCUCCAACCCUCAAAUUCGUCCGGUGCAUUUGAUUGCUCAUUACAAAACAAUCAAACCAAUCGAGUCCGUAACUUUCCCCACGUUGAAGGCAAUUUUGCUUUGCAUGUUUACAUCCCAGUUAGUAUACCGUUGGUACCAAGAAAGGAGCUAUCCCUGUUUUUGAGAAGGGUCACAACUGUAGUACCCGGACUUCAUGUGGUUGAUGUAGAUAUACCAUUAAAUAAUUUGGUUCAUGAUGUACGAAAAUUGGAUCAAGUUGUAUUGGGGAGGGAGUUUCAUGUGAGUUUGGGACGAACUAUUCCUAUUCGAGUGCAUCAACGGGAAUCCAUGGUCGGUAUGCUUCGCCAAAGGCUCCAUUCCCAGAGGAGGUAUUGGAUUGAUUUCAAUAAAUGGGAAGUUUUCGUCAAUGAUGAUCGUACCCGAACAUUUCUCUCAAUGGAAGUUACAACAGGAGGAUUAUCUGAGAUAAGAAAACAAAUUCAAGCUGUAAACGAGGUUUACAGGCUACAUAAUCUACCCGAGUUUUAUAAGGAUCCACGCCCUCAUAUAUCUGUAGCUUGGGCUUUUGGCGAUAUCAGUGAUUCCCUGAAGAGAGUGAUUGAAGAGGAGACAAAGAGAGACAUUACCAACGGGAACUUGUCACAGAAGCACAUUUUUACCUGCAAAUUUAGUGGCAUUUCAUGUAAAAUAGGUAACAAAACCUUUGAGAUAUGCAGAGUUCAGGAAGAUCAGGCUUGA